Messenger RNA from Malus domestica (apple), 3891 nucleotides. RefSeq lists its product as uncharacterized. Gene Ontology annotation, molecular function: zinc ion binding; hydrolase activity, acting on acid anhydrides, in phosphorus-containing anhydrides; single-stranded DNA binding. Gene Ontology annotation, cellular component: nucleus. The record is from RefSeq and is a predicted model, not a curated record. Lineage: Eukaryota; Viridiplantae; Streptophyta; Magnoliopsida; Rosales; Rosaceae. Gene Ontology annotation, biological process: DNA repair.
UGGGCCGAGUGUAAACUUCAAACCUGAGAUCCAGUUCCGUUAUCCAUGUCCAGUGUGGGUAAGGGCGUCACCGCGUUAAAAUAAGAAAAACAAAUUUUGGAGGGAAAUGAACAGCGGAAGACAAACGAUUCUUCAAUCCUCUUCGUCCUCUCCAAACUCCAAUCCACUCCAGCGACUCUGAUUUUUUCCAAUUUUCCAGAUUUAUUUCCAUUGAUAUUCUUGCCAUGGCAGAUUUGUCAUCCGAUUACGGAGGAGAAGUGAAACGGUGCCCUAUUCACCGCAAGCGACCGAGACCGCCGAGAAGCGAAGCGAGUACGGCGGUUUCGGUCCACGUGAAGCAGCUCGACGUCCCUCUCACGUGUCCGGAAACCGGUUCUCCGGUCGAUUCAAUUUGUCUCCAACCGGAUCGCCCUUACACGAUCGGGCGGAGCAAUCGUGGUUGUCAUUUCGUCUUCGCCGAUCGCCGUGUGGGUAAGAAACAUUGCCAGAUUAUUUAUAAUUCUUUUGAUCGGAAACUGUAUGUUAUUGACGGCGCAUUGAUUUCGGUUCCUCAAUUUAGGAAUCGAUUGGAAUUGGAAGAGUGUUGUAAUGUUAGGGUUUCUUUGAAUGGGGUUUUUGUGAAUGGGAUUAGGGUUAGGGAAGGCGUGGCGGUGGAGUUGUCGGAUGGAGACCGGGUCUCACUCGGUUGCUCAACUGAGAAUUGUUGUAAUCCGAUUCGGAUUGGAUUUGUUGUUAAUAAGAUUGUUUGUGAGGACCAAAUUGUACAGAGUUUUGAUAACCCCCAAGGACCCGUUAAACCUUUAUGUGUAUCAUGUCCAUGGGGACGUAAGAGGGUUUUUGCUUCCCGGGCUGAGGGUUCUCCGUCUUCAAUCGUUGGAAGAGCAAACUUUCUCUUAAGUGAGUGCAGGCACAUUUUGCUUAGCAAUGACCCUAUAUCGUAUAUUCGAAAAUGUUGUAGAUAUUCUUUUGAGAAUGGAUUUAUACGAAGUAAUGAUAUAGGAGAAUCUCCAGGUCUCGAUACUGAUAGGCUUCCGCUUAACGGGGAAAAAUCAUUGUUGUGUCAAACCUCACACAUAGAUUGCGAUGUGAAAAAUAAAAUGCAGUUCACUUCAGUCAUGCAUCAGUGUGAAAAUGUAGUGGCUUCAGAACCAAAUGGUGUCAUCUUACAUAAACAAGACAAUGCUCAAGUUCCCUCUGAGACUGCUGUUGCUGAUGGGAAUCUUGAGACUUCAUCUUUCAAUUUUACGGGUAGGGAAGACCCUCCUAAUUGUGAUGGUAUUGUCAAGAACAAAACCCGGUGCAGAAAUGUUGCUUCACAACCUGGCAAGAACUUUUACUUGAAUCGCCUUUCUUUUAUGGGCCACAACUCUUCAACUUCAAGUCAAGAUUCCGUUAUUUCCUUGCCCGAGCUUCUUUAUCCUGUGCAAAGUAUUUCACAGAUGUUUAUUGCAACAUUUACAAGUGACAUUUUGUGGUUUUUGUCAUCCUGUGAGAUUCCUAGCCAUCUGCCAGUUACAGUUGCUUGUCAUAAUACUGAAAGAUGUUGGAGUUCAAGCCCUAAUAAAAGAACAUCUUCACCUUAUCCAGAUUUUCCGAAGUUAGUUUUAGUGUAUCCCCCGUUUCCCGAGGCCAUAGCUUUUGGUAAUGACCGCAAGAGACAUGGAAUUGCUUGCCAUCAUCCAAAAUUGUUGGUCCUGAAAAGAGAUGAUAGUAUUCGUGUCAUCAUUACCUCUGCAAAUUUAGUGUCAACACAGUGGAAUGCAGUGACCAAUACUGUCUGGUGGCAAGAUUUCCCUUGUAGAAGCGCACCUGAUUAUACUUCCCUUUUUACUCAAUUCCACGAUGGGGAAACGAAUCAAGACUCAAAAACAGAUUUUGCUUCUCAGCUGGCUGGAUUUAUGGCAAUGCUACUGACUGAUGUACCUAGUCAGGCCCAGUGGAUUGUUGACUUGACAAAAUAUGAUUUUGGAGGUGCAACUGGACAUUUAGUUGCUUCUGUUCCUGGAGUUCAUUCUUAUAAAACUCCCUUUAUGUUGGAUUCCAGGCACUUCGGGCUUGCUGAUCAUGGUGCGUCAUCUGGUGCAAAAUUCCUUGGAUCUGUUGAAGCAUCUGUAGUUGGUCUAAGCUACCUCUUUCGCAAUGCAAAAGACUCAAAUGGUGCAAAGCUUAAGAAAUUGGCUUCAUUUCUGAGGAAAUCAUGUGAACAUGCAAAAGCUUUAUCAAUUGUUUUAACAAGAAACACAAAUGUUCCUGCAGAUGCAAAUGCAGUGAAUAUUGUUGUUCCUGACUCCAAUGAGGGAGACUCUGUUCAACUUGGCUUCUUGCCUAGAAAUGUUGCAAAAUGGGUCUCUCCACUGUGGGAUAUUGGACUCUUCAGCUUCUCUGGUUAUAUCUGUCCUAAAGAAGCUCUUACAGCAGCUUUAGGAGGAGGAAACAGCAAGAAAGUGCAACUGAUACUGCAUGUGUCACAGGGACCCAAGUUUGAGGAUAUAUCAAAUAUCAUGGAAUCUCAACAUAUUUUUGCAUUAUGCUCUCUGAUUGGUGCCGUUCAAAGGUGUACAGGCCUCUGGCGACUGCAGGAGGUUUUAGGUCAGUAUAAUUGGCCCGAAUCACUUGACUCUGAUUUUGUUUAUGGCGCAUCCUCAAUUGGGUCAAUCAAUGCCAAAUUUUUAGCUGCAUUUUCAGUAGCUGCAGGAAAGAAAUCAUUGGAAUUCGAGUCUGAAGAGUCCGAUCCAGAGUGGGGCUGUUGGAGUGCUAGUCAAGAAUCAAAAAGUCCAUCCAUUAAAAUUGUUUUUCCUACCAUAAAAAGAGUGAAGAAUGCAUGCAAUGGAAUCUUUCCUUCAAAACGCAUUCUUUGCUUCUCUGAGAAAACAUGGCAAAGGCUGAGGACUAUAGACAUACUUCAUGAUGCAAUUCCUCACCCCUACGAUAGAGUAGGACAUCCAAUGCACAGCAAGGUGGCACGGAGACGCUUCCACUCAAAGACAGACGGAUCUUCAUUUGGUUGGGUAUAUUGUGGUUCCCAUAAUUUCAGUGCAGCGGCCUGGGGACGACCAAUCAAUGGUCCAUUUGGUUUAAACAUGAACGGACUAGGGAAAGCCAACUCUACUUUGGGUCAGAUGCUUCAUAUUUGCAACUAUGAACUUGGGAUCAUUUUCACCUUUCCCCCAACAGACACAGAUGGUAGCGCCAACAAAAAUAGCGCAAAAUUGGAUAAUAUUGUUUUGCCAUUCAUUGUGCCUGCUCCAAAAUACAGGCGAGGAGACAGGCCAGCAACAGGGAAGGCUAUGAGGGAGGCAUUAGCCGAACUUACUGAACAAGAGAGACAAAAACUUUUAGAAGCAGCUACAAUCGAGGAAAUUAUGGAAGAGACUCCAGACGAAGAUGAAGUAGUUGAGGCGGAUGAUUAUGUUGCAGAAGAGAAGGAAGAGGAGAAGGCUUACGCCAAGAUACUUUGGAGCCAAGUAGACUCAUCCGAGAGCAGUUGAAUCUCCAUUUGGAGUGAAAUGCAAUCACCCGGAGCAGAAAGAGUUAAGCACCGCAGCUGCUUAUUUAUGCAAGAUAGAAAUCUUGCCGUGCAUAUAUCAUUAAGACAUGCACUGUCCCAUCUUCCUGCUUAAACCGUUGAUCUCACUGACAAGGCGAGAAGUAGAUUUGGUGCGUCAUGUCUUUGGAGGAAAUAAAAACCGAAACUCGCCAACUCGGUAUCCUCCAAAUUGGCCCUGGAAAGUCAGCUGGAUUAUAAAAGCAGCAGGGCUGCAUUUUUUAGGGCUCAAAAUUGAUAUGUAACAGAAAUAUAUGUACAAACCAAACUUUUAUAUGAUGGAAGGGAAGUUUGGCAAACUUAAUCCCAUGACAUUUCCAAUUCAACCCUUACCCAACUCAACAAAA